Molecule: messenger RNA, 2242 nt
Organism: Mytilus trossulus (common blue mussel)
Lineage: Eukaryota; Metazoa; Mollusca; Bivalvia; Mytilida; Mytilidae
Exons: 6
Coding region: 104-868 (254 amino acids)
Biological process (GO): regulation of gene expression
Cellular component (GO): nucleus
Source: RefSeq, a predicted model, not a curated record
UUCACCCAAUUGUUUUUUGCCCUUACAAGCGAAACAAGUACCAGUGAAAUAGAUAUUGCUGCUUUUUUUUUGUCGGUGCCUAAGUUUCGUAGAUUCUAUCAUAAUGUCAGAGGCCUUAGAGGCACAGUUAGAUAUUCUACAAAAUGAAAAUGCUUUCUUGAAGAAAUAUUUCGCUUUACGACAGAAAUGUGAACAGAUACAACAGGCAAAUGAAAAAGUUGUCAAUAGAAUCCAGCAUGUAAAGAAAAUGAUAAAGAGAUACAAACGUGAAAGGAGGUAUUUAGCCAACCGAUUAGAUGAUUAUGGAGAUAAUUAUAGAGAUGUACAAGUACCAGUUAUGUGGGAGGAGGACAAAUUAUUAGGUGCAACAGAGCCAUGUUCCUCUUUUGAAGAUGUAGAAAAGGAAAUAUCAUCCCCAAUGAGCAGCACUGAUAGGACAGUAUCUGAGAUCUUGUCUAAUAUCAAUCCUCUACUAAAGGCUCAUGGGAUAGAUCACAUGACUCCAGGUUCAAAGGCAAAGAAAUCAAAAGCAGACAGUAAUGCUCCAAAGAAGCCUGCCAAUGCAUUUUUGUUGUUCUGUACCCAACAGAGAUCGUCAGUUCAGGAAGAAUAUUACAAGGAUAAACACGAAGAAAUCUCUAAUCAUGAAAUGACAAAACGAUUAGCACAGAAAUGGAAUGGCUUAACUCCAGAGCAGAAAAAGGUGUAUUAUGACAUGUAUGAGCAUGAGAAAGAACGAUACGAUAAAGAAGUCAAAGAAUACCAUGAAAGGGAAUCUAAUAGUCAAGGAAAUGUAACACAGGAAGUACAAAGCAUGAUGGGAAAAGAAGCUCAAAGCGCUGUAGAUGCUUUAAUGAUGGAUACUUGAUUAAACUACCACCAUUUUAAACUUAUUAGAAAACUUGGAAAAUUUACAUCAGAAAGCGAAUGUUUCACCUUGUAUAAACAGUUUCUAAUUUUAUGUGUUCAUAUUUGGCUGGCACCAAGUGCAACCAUCCACAGUUUAUUAUUAAUGAUCUUUAGGCUUUGAACUCUGAAAAUUUUGCUGAUUGAUUGCUAUGAGCAUACUAUAUGUUUUGUUUUUUUGUACCUAGGUCCAUUCUUCCUUAGCUUGAUUCUGACUUAUCAGCUGAUAAUGAUCUUUUUUUUAUGUAUAGAAAGGAGUAGGUUCAGUAAGACCCCUUAUUGGCUCCAAAAUAUAACAGUUUUACAAAAUUGUAAAAAUUUAAUCUGUUAGCUAUUUACUGGAAAGAAGAAUGCUUCAUUUACAUAAAUAUAGGCUGUUUUUGACAAUACAAUGCACAUAUAUCAGGUACCAGCAUUAUUAAGUCAUGCUAACUAACUGAAAUCUUCACAAUUUUAGCAUUUUAGUUAAUUUAAACGAAUUCCGUCUUAAAUGAAAUUGACCGCAUUUUUGUUCAUUCAUAAUAUUGAAAUAUAAGUUGUGUAUGAUGAUAAUACAUAACAUAUAUAAAGGUUUAGGAUUAACAAGGCUGCGGCCAAAUUUUAUUUUGACAAAAAAACAUCUGAAAAGUGAUGUUUUUGGCAUAUUUGAUAGAUUUGUCAUAUUUAAGCUUGAAUUGGAGCAUUUUUAAUGCCUAAUCAGUUUAAAUCUUUCACAUUAACUAAUUAAAUCAAUUGAAAUUUGGCUCUUUUCUGUAUGGUACAUUUCUGAAGAAGUUAUUGCUAGCUUGCAGUUGACAUACCUUUGGAAGAACUGCAGACUUUGAAAAUUCAAUGACAGUCCUUUUUUUUGGUAAACUUUGUUGAUGAACACAGAAACUAAAUUUUGUAGGUUAUUUGUGAUAUGAUCUAUCUUUUAUACUCCCUUUAUUGUGUUUUAUCCAUAUAGACAGGGAAUAGAUUACAUUUAAAUUAGAAACAAAUAUACAAUCCAUUGAGCUGUUUAAGAAAGAUACUCUGUUGGAUUUAUUUUGUACAGAUAUGUAUUGCAAUAAUUAUUCUCAAUUGUCCUUUUUUCAUGCAACAAAUGCAUCAGUGUCAUUUUGGGGUAUGAAUUUAAAAUAAUAUAGCAAAAAAUGCUAUUUUUACACCAUCAAUUAUACUCGUAUGUAAUCUGUAUUUUUUUCAAUAAUUGUUAGAUUGAAAAGCCUUAGUUUCCUUAUUCUAACACUAGAAUCAGCUGUCAGGAAAUUAGUUAUGUAAUGUUUGUUUUAGUAUUUAUGUAUUGAAUAGUUUGAAAUAUAUCAGGACUGUUAUUGUAAUAAAUAAUUAAUGAUAA